This is a messenger RNA of Asparagus officinalis (garden asparagus), 3980 nucleotides long. Its product is annotated as protein LONGIFOLIA 1. Gene Ontology annotation, biological process: regulation of monopolar cell growth. NCBI's taxonomy places the organism in Eukaryota, Viridiplantae, Streptophyta, Magnoliopsida, Asparagales, Asparagaceae. The record is from RefSeq and is a predicted model, not a curated record. Bases 744 to 3725 code for a protein of 993 amino acids. The transcript is spliced from 5 exons.
UCCAAUACCCAAGCUCUCCUCUCUCUCUCUCUAAACUUGGGAGAAUAAAAUAAUCUUAGAUACAUUUGAUUCUUCUUUCCUCAACAGCCAACGCCACGAAGCCGCAGGGAGAGAAGAACUAAUAAGGGGGGGAAAAAGCAUCAUUUUUCCUUUCUGCCGCUUUUAUUUCCUGAAAUUUUCACUUGGGUCCGUGGUGUUUUGCACCGUUGAGGAUUUUUGUGAUGUUGGCUUCUGUUUUUCUUCUUAAAAGAUUGGAUUUUUUUCCUAUCUGUUGAGCGUCUGGCGCUUUGAUACGCGACCCAUGUGAGAAAACCACUCUGUGCUUUUAUGAAAGUUUUUUUUAUUUUUAUCGGCUUUUUAGAGUACAACUGGGCUUUGGAUGCUCAUGAACUUGAGAGGACCUGAAACUGAUGCUCAGUUGAGUUGAGUUGUCUCCUACCUGCAUAAAAACUGGUUUUAAUGCGGUGAAAAAGAGAUUUUGGUAUCGAGAGAAAUCUGGGCCUUUUCGUUGAUGGCAGUUAGUUGGGGGUGAAAGGAGCUCCUUUUUUAUUUUAUUUUUUAUUUAGAGGCCUCAAAUAUAACCUUGGUUCCCUCAAGCUCAGGUCACAGCAUUAAGAGUUUCUGAAAUUGAGCGCAAAAUUCCAGGGGUUUUUUUUUCUUUUCCUGGGUGUUUCAGACAUUUCGUUUGGUUCUUGAUUCUGGGCUUAAAUCUGAUUGAAUUGUUGGGUAGAGGAGAUUUCGAGAUGUCGGCUAAGUUCCUACACGUGUUCACUGAGGAGAACCCAGAGCUGCAGAGGCAAAUUGGAUGCAUGACAGGGAUUUUUCAAAUGUUUGAUCGGCAGCAUGUAAUAACUGGGAGGCGAACCCACGGUCACAAUCAUAAGAGGCACCCUUCAGGCCAUGGAGUUUCCACUAGUGUAGCCGAGCAAUGUUCAAGUUCUCCGCAUAUUGUUCUGGAAAGGAAUCUUAAUAGGAGCAUGAAUGAGAACCGGAGGAUCUCCAUGGAGUCCUCAAGAACUUCAUUCUCAUCUUCAUCGUGUUCCUCAUUUUCUUCUCUUGACCAUAACAAAUCAACUCAGCAGGAGGCUCUCCUCUGUGACCAAACAAUUUUUCCAGACAAGUCCACAAAGUGUUCACCGAAGCUUAAGACUCCAAAUACUGACGGCCGACCCCCUCGUUAUGGGCCUCGCAGCGACGCAUCAGAUGCGUCAAUCCACACAGCUCGCCGAUCACUAGAUUUCAGGGAUGUUGUUAAGGGCUCCAUCAACAGAGACUCCCGAGGCUUAUCAGUCAAAACCUCAUCAAAACAGGAAGUGAAGAACCACAAAUUGCAGCACAGAGACUCUCCGAGGCCUAUUCAGCUGUCAAGAUUAACUGAUGGAAAAUUAGGACUGCCUAUUGAUCUCGAUGAAUCUAUCCGCGUUCUCAUUAAGCUCAAAGAGGCACCUUGGCAUUUCUCCGAAUUCGGGGAAUCCCCAAGAACUUCAUUUGAGGCGAAAAAUGUUUCGUCCUACCCAGAAUCGAAGGAAGCUCACAGAUUCUCAUUUGAUGGGAGAGAAAUCACUCGUCAAUCUCUGGAUUCUCGAGAGGAUGGCAAGUUGCCCUCUAAUUUCCGAGAUCUCCCAAGAUUGUCCUUGGAUAGCAGGGAAGGUUCUCUGAGGUAUUCUGACUUUGAAUCCAGACCAAACUCAAACUUCAAGGAUUUAGAUAGAAGCAAUAGCAACCAAAGAGUCUCUACAGAUUCAAAUCUUGAACAAGAAUUGGGUACUCACAAGCGCUCCACUAGUGUCGUCGCGAAGCUCAUGGGCUUGGAAGCAAUGCCAAGCUUGAGUUUGGUUACUCAAGAUCCUUUGAAGGAACCAAGACCAAUGCCAUCAAUAACCUCCAAUGACGAUGGAGAAAAUUGGCUUCCCUCUCCAAAGAGAUCAAUCAAGAUAAAGGGUCCUGAUUCAAGAAUGAAGCCCAUAUCAAAUUCAAAGGUUCCAGUCGAAACAGCACCUUGGAGGCAGACGGAGAAACGCCAUGUUCCAAAGAAAGCAGCAUUUGUACACCGAGAAGCUCAGAUGAAGCAGCAAACAGAAUCGGCUUAUUACAGUGACAUAGAGAAGAAAUUGAAAGAACUAGAAUUUCGACAAUCCAAUAAAGAUCUCAGGGCACUUCAACAGAUACUGGAUGCUAUGCAAGAAAAAGGGCUGUUGGAAACCAAGAACGGCGAUGAAGGAGCUGAUAACCAAACUUUGAGAUCAGCAAGUAGAACUCCAGGAACUUUUGAAUCUCCUAUUGUCAUCAUGAAGCCGGCAAGUUCUAUUAAAAGAUCAAGCCUACAAGGCAUCCAGAAGCUGAAGGCAUCUGAGAAGAAAACUAAUUUGAAAGAGAUUUUUGAUAAGAAAACUAGUUCCAAGAUCGAAGACACUGGAUCACUGAAACUUCGAACAAAAACAGCUCAGGUUUCAACAACCCGAGCUCAGCAGUCAACAAGAGAGAAUGCUGGAAGCUCAUUAAAGACUUCAGGCUCUGUGAGCCCAAGGCUACAACAGAAAAGGCUUGAGGCAGAGAGAUCUCGACCUCCACUUCCUUCUUCAGACGCAAACAAACCUCACAGGUCAUCUUCUAACAAAAAGCCAAUAGAAUCAGUUUCACCGAGAAAUAGACUUAGACAAAAACCAGCACAGGUGCAAGAUAACGAUGAGCAAUUGAGUGAGAGUCAUGAAAUUUCUCAAAGGUCGGAUAGCUAUGUUAGCUUGUCAUCGGAGGUGGAUAUAGAAGUAACAAGUGCUGAUCGGUCUGAAGGCGGCAGGAGUCCGAGAACUGCUAAAAAAGCUUCUUCAGUCAAGAAGCAAAAGAAGCCUCCAAUCAAUUUAAGUGGAGAAGUUCCAAUUAUUGAACAUCCGAGCCCCAUUUCUGUUCUAGAUGCUUCAUUCUGCCAAAAUGACACGUCGCCAUCUCCUUCAAAGAAGAAUCUGAAGACCCCUAAAGAUAACAAGAAUCAGACCUCCGAUGAAUCCUGGACAUCAUCGCAGAGGUCAAGCUCCCAAAUUAACCAGAAGAAGCUCAGGAACAUUGAAAACCUAGUACAAAAGCUCAGUGAGCUGAGCUCAACUGACAAUGGACUUUCGACCACUGAUCACAUUGCUUCUCUUUGCGAAACCCAGAACCCUGAUCAUCGCUACGUGUCAGAGAUCCUCAUAGCAUCAGGCCUUCUCCUUAGAGACCUCAAUGCAAGCCCAUUAGGCCCAAAGCCCAUUCAGCUCCACCCUUCAGGCCAUCCGAUCAACCCAGAUUUGUUCCUCGUCCUCGAGCAAACCAAAGCUCUCCAGUCCAAGACUGAUCAAGAUAAGCUCCACCGAAAGCUUGUGUUUGAUGCGGUGAAUGAGGUCCUGAUCCAAAAGCUUGAACUUUCGAGCUCAAACCCUAUAAAGAUUUCGUGCCGAUUUCCUAGCGGGCAGAAGUUAUUGAAAGAGUUGUGUCAGGAGAUUGAUCAGCUUCAGGUUCGGGCUGAGGCUGCAACCAACGAGAACUCUGAGGAUGAGGUCAAGAUAUCGGUUGAAGAUAUUCUUCGUCGGUCGAGAGGGUGGUCGGAGUUUGGUAAGGAGGUGCCAGGGAUAGUAUUAGAGGUUGAGAGGUUGGUAUUUAAGGAUUUGGUUGAUGAAGUUGUGAAUGGUGAUGCUGUUUCUAAUUUACAGUACAAAGCAAGCAGAAGGCAAAGGCAACUGUUUGCUAAGUGAGGAUUCAUGAAAUCUGAGGCAACUUUUUACACACCAGUGUUUCCUCUGUGAAAAGGGUUAAGUAAUAGCAGAUGGUGUACGUUUUCUUGUUGACUGCUUGUAUAGAUCUCUCUUUUAGAAGCAUCCAUUUCUACGUGAAAUGAGAUUCACAGUGAAGUUUCGUAGUUUGCAUUAAAUUUUUUUUGGAUCAAUUGCGGUUCUUCUGUCUACUACAACUGCAUUGCAAUUAACAGUUGGAGAAAAUUUUUAGUUGCA